Messenger RNA from Gopherus flavomarginatus (Mexican gopher tortoise), 6507 nucleotides. It is a transcript of the gene FAM186A, whose product is annotated as family with sequence similarity 186 member A. Lineage: Eukaryota; Metazoa; Chordata; Testudines; Testudinidae. The record is from RefSeq and is a predicted model, not a curated record. The coding region runs from base 1122 to 5294 and encodes 1390 amino acids. The transcript is spliced from 9 exons.
CUCUCUCACCAAGAAAAGUUGGUCCAAUAAAAGAUAUUACAUCACCCAUCAUGUCUCCCUAAUAUCCUGGGACCAUCACAGCUACAACAUUGCAUACAACAUUUAAAUUUGCCAGCUUGGUAGGGCAGUGAGUUCUGCUAAAUAAAGAAAAAUUUCCAAAGAAUACAAGAAGGAUCCAAGAACAAUGAUUUCCAGCCACAAUAUUGCACUGAUAAUCAAAGUAUGAUCCAUGGGCACUUGUGAUCUCCUUUCCUGGUGGUCUGCAGACUGAAAUAUUUUAUAGACAAAAGGUAGGAAAUUGGGUUUGGGAGGGGAAGUGAGUCCAUGAAAAGCUUUUUCUUAAAUAGCCUUACAAAGCAUUAAAAGCUUGAGCACCAGUUAUGUUAGGGAAUCCCUGCAGCUCCUCUCCAGGAAUGGCUUCAUUUGAAAUUACUCUGACAAGCAAUUCUAUUUUUAAAAUGUCCAGCACCACUAGAGUCUUGUCCCUGCAACCACUCGCAUGUGUCCCACUGAGGACUACUUGUGCUUGAAGUACAUAAAUGAUAGAAAGAUUAUUGGACAACUGCAGCUCUGACCUUCUGUAGUACAGCCAGCAAUGUCACCUUCUACCAGAAAGCUGUACUGACCGGGAUAUAACUGUUCUAGAGCCUUCUCGUUAAGCUAGGGUGACCAGAUGUCCUGUUUUUAUAGGGACAGUCGUCCUGUUUUUUGGGACUUUUUCUUAUAUAGGUGCCUAUUACCCCCCACCCACUGUCCUGUUUUUUCACAGUUGCUAUCUGGUCACCCUAUGUUAAGCACUCCUGUUGAAAUCUCCUUAGGGGAUAUUUAAUUAGUAAAUCCUGUUUGGUAGGUGUCUUAUCUAUGUACAUUCCAUUCACUGUGCCUGAUGAUAUCAGGAUAGAACCAGAGGAAAAGUUAUUAUGACAUCACCCAGACAAAUAGAAUAUUCUCAUCUCUUGGUGACAAGUCCAUUUGUCCCUCUGCUGUUGAGCUAACAGCCAGAGAAACUGGACCUCCAACUACACCUCUAGAACAAGGAAACUAAACAGGCUUACCCUGUGAUUCAGUUUGGAAUUGUCAGAAGUUUAUUCUUCGUGCAGAAAAACUACCAGGUUCUAAACAUGGUAGUGCAAGAAUCAUCAUCAUCAUCAUCAUCAUCAUUAGGAAGCUCAUAUGAAUCUGAAACAAACUCAGAACCUGAGCUUGAAGCUGCAGCCUCUAAAUUGGAACUCAUUAUCAGUCCUCUCACUGAAAUCCCCCCCUCAGUGAAGAACAUACUGGAGAAAAUUGAUGCUGCCCAGCUCGACAGAGCCAGGAAGGAGGUUUUUAAGCAACUGUUUGUAAUUCUGGACAACGUGAACCGGGUGUGUGACCGCUUCAAAGGGGACGAACGGAUGGACCCAGAGAUAGAAGAACAGUUUUUCCUCUCCGGCACUUGGGCUGAGAGGAAACGGCGGGCACUUCUACUGGACAAAGUAGUCAUCCUGCUCAACACCAGCACAGCUCAAGGGAAAGAUUUAAAGUUUGUUCUGGAAUCAUUAAAAGAAUGGGGUGAAAUGUUGUCAGAAGGCAAAGAACAAGUAGGAGACACCUCCACUGUCCAGUGGGUCAGUGAUAUGGAGACCAAGCUGCUGACCUCCCUUGAUUAUACAGAAGGAUGUAUAAUGCAGCUAAUCAAUCUCUGCACACCUCUUGUGGAAAACAGAAGGAAAAAGAGGGGGAAAUCAAUUGUUCCCAAAACCGGCAUGUGGAGAGCAUGGCGAGAGAAAGUUGCACAGAAACCUCACGAAGCCCAGCCCUUGAGCCCUGAACAAAUGCUAGAAGAUGAAUCUGUAACUUUCUCCAGGACGUCUGAGCUCCUUACCAUGUUACAGGAAUUUGUAGGUUCUAUACUGUUCAACAAAGCAGAAGUUGUUGUUGUUAAAUAUAUAGUGACAAUGGUGGCCAAUCUCACCAAAGCCUUCACUCUGCUAACCAAACAGUCCCGUGGCCUGCAAGCAAAGUAUGAUACCUUAGUAUCCCAGGAGUCCAGGAAGCAGGAAGUUCAGUGUGUGAACCUUCAAAAGGAAGUACAGGUGCUUAAUGAGAAAAAGGCAUCUUUGGAGGCUCGAGUCCAAAGCAUUGAACACAAAUACAAGAUGCUUUUCAUAGAAAAUGAGGCAAUACAAAAAGAACUGCACAAGAUGAAGGAAAAAGCAGCAGUAAAGAUAGAACUGUCUUUAAGAGACAUGAAAUCUGGGGCCAGGGCUUCUUAUGAAAGGAAAUCCCAGGAAGAUGAUAAACAUGUGAGUAGGGAAAAGGUUGCGAAUCUGUCAGCUGAAAAGCUGUCAUGGAAAUCCCAGGCAGAUCUUGCUAAAUCCAUCAGUGGGAAAAGGGAGGCAAAGGUACCAGAUAAAAAGCAGCUUCAGAGACCAUUGGUAGAGAAAACAGAAGAUACCAGUGACAAACAAGAUGCAAAGCUUCUAGAUAAAAAGCCAGCACUGAAAGCCUCAAUAGAGAGAGGUGAAGGCACCAAUGACAAACAGAAAGCCCUGGUAGAGAGAACUCAAGACACUGUUGUCAAAUGGGAUGCAGUCAUCCCAGUGGAAAAACAAGAAGAGACUUCAGAAGACCUGGCUGGAAGACAGCAUGAACAACCUCUGGACAGUGAGCAAACAGAGGCUGCUGACAAAUGGGAUGUGAACCUCCUGGGUGGAACCCAGGAAGUUGUUGAAGAUGUCACUGGUGAGUGGCAUAAGAUCCUACCAGAUGAAGAUGAGCUCAAGGCUGACAGUGAAGAAGAAAUUGAAAGGCUCCCAUCCCCAACAGAACUCCCAUACCAAGGGGUAUCUAGGAAAGGAAAGCAGAGGAGGAAGAAGGAAAGCCUGUACACUGAGGAGACACGUACAAUAAUGCCUCAGAGCCCUAUCAGCAGAAGCAUGCUGGACUCAUCCACUGCACUGUAUGGAUUUAAUUCAGCUAUCCUGGGUUAUCUAGAGCAGAAGAUGGAGAAGCUAUGGAAAUGUCCCUCUCCUGGGAAGAGACAAGCAGAGAGGAUGCUGCCCAAGGACCCAGAAGCCCAAAGGCUCUACAUGGCCUUGGAGAGGAAACUGGAAGAAUGCUUCUCAAAAAUGAAGAUAAGAUAUUCCAGCAGCUUAGAGGAACAGAAGCUUCCAAGGAGCCUGGAGCUGACUGAAGAGCAUGAUGAAGAGGCAAAGCCACCCUUAGAGGUUCUUCCUGGGAUCCUCAUUCCAGGGAAAGAAGUCCCUGGUUCCUCCAUCCAGUUGAAUGACCCUGACAGUCCCUUCUUGGAGUCCAAAGUUCCUGUGAUCUCACAGUGGAGACUUCCUGCAGCCCUGUUGAAGGAGCCUAAUAUCUCAGCACAUUUUCAAUUUCCCAAGCAAUGGCAGCAGCAAUGGCAGCAACAGCAGCAGGAGAAAUGGCAGGAGGAGGAACAGGAAUGGUUUAAGAAGAUACAGAAGCAGCAGCACUAUCAGGUGCAAUGGCAGUCACCACAGCCUGAGGAGCAGCUCCAGCAGCAGCUGCAAGGGGUAAAGGAGAAGGUAGAGGUGGAGCCGCUGCAGCAGGAAGAGCAUCAGUUUGAGGAGCUGCAGCCACAGCAGGAAGGGCAGAAAGAGAAGCACAAGCAGUGGAAGAAGCAGCUGGAGGAACAAGCAGAGGAGCAGAGUCUGAGGCAGCAGCAGCUGGAGCAGCAGCAGAGGCUAUAUCAGCAGUGGCAGGAAGAGCAGCAGAAAAAGCAUGAGGAGCAGCAGAGGCUGUGGCGGCAGCAGGAGGUGGAGCAGGAGGAGGUGCAGAGACUGUGGCAGCAGCAGCAGGAAGAGCGUCAGAGGCUGUGGCAGCAGCAUGAGGAGGAGCAGCAGGAGCAGCAGAAACUGUGGCAGCAGAAGGAGCAAGAGCAUGAGCAGCAGGCAAGGUACUGGCAGCAGCAGAUGGAGGAGCAUGAGGAGCAGCUGCAUCUGUGGCAGCAGGAGCAGGAAGAACAUGACCUUCACCUGAGCCAGUGGCAGCAGCAGGAGGUGAAGCAGCAGGAGCAGGAAAAGCACUGGCAGCAGCAGGUGGAGGAGCAUGAGAAGCAGCGGCAGCUGUGGCAGCAGGAGCAAGAAGAACAUGACCUUCACCUGAGCCAGUGGCAGCAGCAGGAGGUGAAGCAGCAGGAGCAGGAGAGGCUAUGGCUACAGCAGUUGCAUGAACAGCAAGAGCUGCUGCAAAAACAGAUACAGCAGGAGCAGUACCUGAUCCCAAAGUCUAAAUCAGUUCCCAGGAGCAGAGAACCUGGGACCCUGGAACACUUGACAAAACAGACCCCACUAAGGCCAAGGAGAGAUAUUGCAAAGGAAGAGGUCCUACUGUGUGAAUAUUUCAAGGCUUCUACCCAGCAAAUGGUUCCCACUCAGAGCAAAGUAUCCCUGCACUCUCAAGCUCAGUCUACUGAGGAGACUAACUGGCUCCCGACGCUGGCUCAGAAGACCAAAGGGAAGAGCUUGGUGCCCUCCAGCAUGUCAGAGAAGCGAUACUGGGUGGAUGUGGAGGCUCAGAGGGAGAACUUGGUGCUGCUGGGCCAGGCGACCCGGAAGUGCAGACUACCCCCACACCUGCACAUGCAGGCGAAGGAAGUUAUCACUGAGACCCUGCACACUGAUGUUGAGAGGCUGGCUCUCCUCUUCCACAAAUACAUCUCCUUCUGCCACCUCCAGCAUGUCAGACAAACCUUAAUGUCCAGAUUGGAAGCUGCCAGAGCUGUAAAUGAUGGUGCUGAGGUCCGGAACUUGUGUACAUAUGUGGAGAGGGUGGAUGCUUACCGGAAAAAGGUGCUACAGUGCUGGGUGGCCAAACAAAAAACAGCAGAGCAGGCACGUCGACACUGCCUUGGCAAGAUGAUUUCCUUGUUUGCCCAGCUCCGACUGAGCGCUGAACUCCACCUCAACAGCCCAUCCCCACUCGUAAUCAAAGCAAUGGAUGAAAUGAAGGAGUUCCCGUCCUCAGCCCAUGCCAGAUCCAAAUCCCUUGGCUAUCCAAGCCCCCUGGCAAGUGUGAAGAAAGUCAGAGACUUUAUGCAUCCAGCUGGAGUCAGUGAACAGGUUUGUGGCCAGAUAGAGUCAGUGUGGAGGACCGAUGUCAUCUCUCACAGUUUUCCUAUUGUUCCAAAACCCCCUGUGUCACUGGUCUGGUCCCAGGCUGGUUUCCCAGAUAUCCCUAGAUUUCUGGAACUGGAUGUGAGCUCACUUAGGAGCAAACCCCUUAAGUCUCUGCAGACACGGAGAAUCAUGGACUACUGCACUCAGGGGAGGGGGUAAAAUGGGAUCCAGUGGGAGCCACCCCUCCUCCCCGCAUCCCACUGGAUCCAGAACUGUGCAGGGGAGCCUGCCCCCCAUUCUUGGGGCACUGGGACCCAGAUGGUACCACCCCUCCCUCCAUGUGGGCCUUGGAGAAGAUAGCAGAGAGGAGCCACCAGAGACUCCAACCAGUAGGGACAGAAGCAGCCAAAGCAGGGGGAUCUUUGGUCCUGGGGACAUGUGGAGAAGUUUCUACAGUUUUGACUGGACUUCCUAUGUCCUGUGCUUCAACUCCCCUACACCUUCAGUCUCUUCGCUUCAGCUUUACUCUAGACCUGAUCCUAUUACCCUUCUCUCCCCUGCCCUGUCUCCCUCACCGCUUCCCUUUUCUUCCCGUUUAGCUGAUCCCCUCCUCAAUAAACUUCCCCGCCCCAAAACAGUGAUGGAAUUUAUAUGCCAUUUGCUGACAUCGCAUUGUUCACUCUGCAGGGGUGUUCUACCCCUUCCCUGAUCCUGUGUCUGUCUUGUCUAUUUGGACUGUAAACUCUUCAGGGCAGCAACCACCUGUUACUGUAUGUUCAUAGAGCACCUAGCACAAGGGCCCUCCCCCCUUGGAUGGCCCUUAAACAUUACCAUAAUAUACAUUAUUAAUUAUUUUUAUUUAUUAUUAACAAUAAUAUAAGAUGGCUGCAUAGAUAGAUGCAAUCCCCAUGGAAUUUUUUUUCUUAAAUUGGAGUUGUUUGUUGAAGUAAUUAAUAUAAUAUUAUUAUUAAUGUAACCUUUAAUUAAAAUACAUAAUUACAGAAUUACCAUUGAAGAAUGUAUAAAUUAGAAAGACAGGAAACGACCAACUAAGGUAACUUACAUAAGCAUAUUAUUUCCUUUACAUUUCGUACAUUUAAUUAAUAAGAUUGACUUGAGCAAGUUUACCUUACAGAUUCCGAUAACAGCUGAAACCUUCCUCCAUCAAGACAUUCUUACAAAUGCUUUCAACAUAUAGAUCACCCGUCUGUGUGUGUGUGUGUAAUUGGUGAUGUGUCUAUCUUCUGUGUGAGAGUUCAGGUUGUUAUUGGACCAUGUAAGGUGCACAUAUCAGUACUGAUAUUACUGUAAUUAAUGUAAACUAGUUAGUAAUUUCCUGUCUUCUUAGUGAUUCGGGUGUGUAAUGGUCUGUAUUGUGUCUGAGUUACAUUCAUUUCUUCAACAACCUUAGGUCUAAGUUAACAACGAUUUU